AUUGUUGAUUCCGAUGUUGUGCAGAAAACUCGGAAAAGUGAAAAUUCUUCCUUAUAAAUCACUUUCUUCGAUUUUGUUUUGACGUUUACUGUCAAAAUGUCAAAUUCAUCAAUGACUCAUGACUCAUUGACGUUUGGUGCUUUGCAAGAAUGCCAAGUGUACAAAAAUAUGUGAAAAUUCUGUUAUUUGCUGAAAACAUAGUUAUUGUAUUUUAAAAUGCGUACGACAUGGUUCAUUGAAGACGACCCACCUGGAACCCCCUCCCCUUUGGCCGGGGGCCACAAACCCUCCUUCAAAGGAGGCAGCAACAAGCUCGCCAAGCGCGCCCGCUCCUUCAAGGACGACUUCCUGGGCAAGAUAUCGCAGAUGCGGUCGCCCCAAGGGGCAGCAGGGGCGGCCCGCUCGCCCCGCGGGCAGUCUCCCAAGGCGGGGACGGGCGGUGAUCCAGGAAGGGCGGCUGUGGUGGGCAGAGGACCCGCCCACGAUUUGGACGAGCUGCGGAAGCAGAUCCAGGUGGCGCUCAAGCAUUUCAGAGACGUGGUGUACAAACAGAAGCUGGAAAUGCUGCCGGGCAACGGCACCAUCGUCUUGGACACCGUGUGGCAAAUCAACUUGGCCGUAAAAUCCGCCGAAAAUUCCAACAACAUAAGGAGUGCCACCCUGCGCAUGUACGAAUGCGUGGCUAGACUGAUCAAGUUGUGCGAUGACGUUCUCAUUGACGACAAAAGUUCGGAACUGGAUAUGGAAAAUGUCAAUGAUAUCGUGCAACAGGUCGAGGAUGCUGUCAAAAAUCUCAUCAACUUGGCCCAAGAAAAACUGACCCAACAACACCUAACCUACAAAACGGCGCCGAGAUCGUCGUAUUGCAGCAGUCUGGAGAUGCCCCGCUCAACGGAACUCGCUGCCUGACAUCCCGCUCACCCCCAAAGAGAGGGAAAUAUUGGAGCACACCUCCUACGUCACUCCUGUCAAAGUGCGGAACAGUCAUAGCACGGAAUCCAUCCUCAGAGAUUCUAGUCCACCCCCGAAACCCCCGCUGCCGGAACGCCUGCGUCUCUCUCAGCCGGACAAUUGCAUAACGCCGCCUCCGUUGCCGCCUAAGAAGAAGAACGUGCGGAUGCAACAGUUGGUCGACGAGGGGUUUUACAACAAUUCGCCGAAAUCGAACGGGUGCGAAAGGUUAUCGCAGAGAUCGAAAUCCCCUGACGAUUCGAUUUCGUUGCAAUCGGAGAGCGUCGGCAGCUUGGACUCGGUAUUGAAUUGUUCACGUGAGGAGGACGAAAUGAAAGAACUGAUGGAUCACGAUAACAUGUUCAUCGAAAAUCACACUUCGGAUAUUUUGGGAGCGAAUGGCACUAACCUCUGGGAGGAAUCCUGCCUAGCCGGCGAUUCUUUCACCUCGUGCAACAACUACCACCGGCUGUCCAACGCCGAUUCCGGAUUCGCCUCCUCCGUGAGGUCAUCGGGCUAUUCGCAAACGAGCACCACCAGCUCGCAAUUCGUGCACCACGUCAAGAAACAGACGAACAUCGAGAGUGGCUUCAGGAGCAAUGUGAUCACGAAUUUCAGCCAAUCGUCUAGCAGCAGCAGCAGCUCGGUGGUGAUGAUGUCAAAUAGCGUGGCGAUCGGCAAAGAAGAAUUGCCGCCCGCUAUUCCAGAAAAGACUAAGAAGAAGACUGAGAGACAUCCGUCCCCGUACGACAACGUUCCUGAACAAAAAAUGGGUGAGUUAUUGAUAACAUGCCAGAGGCACCAAUCACAUCACAGCCUAUCAAAUAGUUUGACCAUCACUAACAACUGGGAACAAGAAAGCAACGAACCUCCGCCGUUGCCUCCAAAAAAGAAACAUAUAAUGGCGUACAUGGAGAUGUUCGGCAAUUGUUCGCACACCAGCAACCAGGAAUUUUUGCGACACUCUGUGCACAUGGUGCAUGCCCAAUACGGGCCGCCCGUCCCUCAAGGGCUGCCCACUGCAAGGUCAUGCGCUUUCGGCCGCCCAAGCCGCUCCUACUCGACCGCAGCGGAGGACGACAGGUCACCAUCGCCACCCCGCACUCCCCACCCCUCCAACGCUCUCCCUCCCGCCCUUCCCCCCAAACAGCGCUCGCGCAAAUCCUCUGCCCGCUCCCCUCCACCUACCCCCACUUCAUUUCCCUCGAAACCUCCUCCCUCCCCCUCCUCCAAACCCCCACCGCCCCACCUCCUCCCCGAUCUCCUCGAGCACACGACCAAAAGCGAGGGGAAGUCCUCCCAUUCCCCCCAUUUUCCCUCCUCUCCUGACUCUUCGCCAUCGGGAGGGGGGUCGCCUUCCCCCUCCUUCGAGGUGGACCUGAUGGAGGAGCUGGACGUCGAGAGGUUUUUGUUGAAGAAGAAGGAGAACGAGGAGGGGCCUGAUAUUAGGGGGGGACCGAUUGACGGGUUGAUUAUUCAGGCGACCAAGGCGACGAAGAAUGGAGUUUUCAUUUAUCAAGAAGCCUUCCUGACUACCUACAGAACGUUCAUAUCGCCCAAAGAGCUUAUCAUGAAACUGAUAAGAAGGUACAAUCAUUUCUACUAUGUGUCCGAUAAGAAGCCGAGGUCUAGAGAGGCUUUCGCAUUGAUCGUACGAGUCGUCAGCGACCUUACUACGUUGGACUUGGACGAGGAGCUGCAACUGAAGCUGAUGAACUUCGUGCAGCAGCUGAUCAGCUGCGGCGAGCUGACGCUGGCCAAGGCGUUAAGGGUGAAACACCUGCAGCGGCACGAGGCCAAGCAGGGAUCCUUGAGGCACCCUGUCACAUCGACGGGUGUUCCUCCGAAUUGCAGCGGCAGCAGAAAUGCCACCAGCUUGUUGGAGUUCAAGUCUGAGCAGAUCGCCGAGCAGAUGACGUUGCUGGAUGCUGAGCUGUUUAUGAAGAUCGAGAUUCCCGAGGUGUUGAUGUGGGCACAAGAACAAAACGAGGAGAGAAGUCCGAAUUUGACGAGGUUUACGGAGCACUUCAACAAGAUGUCGUAUUGGGCGAGAACGAGAAUUUUGACGGCAGAAGGAAGGGACGCACGUGAAAAGUACUUCUCCAAGUUCAUCAAGAUAAUGAAGCACCUGCGUAAAAUCAACAACUUCAAUUCGUACUUGGCCCUUUUGUCGGCGCUUGAUUCGGCGCCGGUGCGUCGAUUGGAGUGGCAGAAACAGGUGCAGGAAGGGCUUAAGGACUAUUGCGCCCUCAUAGACAGUUCGUCCAGUUUUAGGGCGUACCGUAUGGCGCUGGCUGAAACGCAACCGCCCUGUAUACCAUACAUUGGUUUGAUAUUACAAGACUUGACGUUUGUCCACAUCGGAAACACUGAUCUACUGUCAGAGGGCAAUAUCAACUUUUCAAAGAGAUGGCAGCAAUUCAACAUUCUCGAAAACAUGAAGAAGUUCAAAAAAGAGACGUACACCUUCAAGAAACAAGAGAGGAUCAUAAGUUUCUUCGAUAAUUUCAGCGAUUUCAUCGGGGAGGAAGACAUGUGGAAACUUUCAGAGACCAUCAAACCGCGUGGUUGUCCCGUAAACACCACGUCAAACCUAGGGAGAAUGUAGAUCAAAGGAAAAUUCACCUCCAUGACAAAAUUCCCAUUAAAAAAGUCUCAACGUUUUUGUUGAGAAUAUCCACUACCAAAGUCUUGAAAAAAAUAUUCCUCACAGCCCCCCUUUAAAAUGGUCGGAGAAUGUUUUGAAUGUAUACGUUAAAAUCAUUCUUCAGCAAUAUUUACUGAAAAAAUGAACCAAAAAGGUGUCAAAUUGUACCAACCGUGUAGACAAAACUAUUGAAAGGGGCAAAAAUUCAAUAUUUUCAUAUGUAAUACCACCAAGUGAUAAUAUUUUGCCGGAAAUAUUCGGUGAUUGUUACGACAGCUUGUUGCCUAGUAAUGGGGAAGACCACUGAGAGAAGAAAUCCGUGCAAACCUCUUUCAAUCGACGAAUCAUGAUUUACGUUUGAUGUACAAUCAAUAUUAUGAGUUAAAGUUGAAGGGAAUCGAAUCUAUAUCGUUUUGAAAUCAGCAUAUUUCAUUCGAUAUUUCAAACAGCCAAAUAUGAUGGUGGAGUCAUGACGUAUUAGUCCCGAACUGUAGCUAUCUCUCUCGGAUACCUCGUCAUUCUGCAGUGUUGCAGUGUGAUUGGUCAGUUCAAGGACAAUAGGCGUGUUGGGAAUAAGACGUCGCACCAGUCACACCAAUGAAUUGACAAAAUUUUAAAUGGCGCAGGAAUUUUGUGUUUUGAAAUGGACAUAUUUUAAUUUAUUUUUUCCAUCGUCUUAGCAUGAAUGACAAAAUUCAAAAUUAAUUCGCCGGUAGUUUUUCAGUAUAUAGUUCACGAUAAUGUCAUUUUAAAAAAUCAGUGGUCUCCCCCAUUUCGUGAAUGACAUUGUUAUGGAUAUUAUGGAGUUUUGGAUCAAUGUCAUGAGUGAAAUUAGAGCAGCUAGCUGGAGUAUGUCAAUCGACGAAUAUUUCCAGGAAAAAUAGUAUCACGAGUUGUAUUCGUAUGACUAUUUCAUGAUUGAAUGAGACAAUAUAUAUAAGAAAUAGGAAACGUAAUUUAAGUAUAUUCCAACUCGAACUGCGAAGAAGAACAUAAUGAUAGUAAUGAAAUACAGAAUUCACUUUUUUAGAAAUUAACUACCUACUUAUAAUUAUUCACAAAGUGGAAUGUACAAUUUUGAUAAACAGUAUUUUUUUAUUAUCUUGGAGAUGGUUGCUCUCAAAAGAGUGUAUACAAUUGCUAUCCAAUUCAAACAAAAUGAAUUGAAUUCAUGCGACAUGAAAUAAUUAAAAAAAAAAGAUAUCGUCGCCGAGGGGCUCGAACCAUCGACCUACUUAUCUCUGCAUCGACCUUCGUAUCUUCGCGCAACAACCCUAUCAGUUGCGCUACAUCAUCUGGUAACUAUAUUAGUCAUAAUAACUUGAGUGAUUGAAGAAGAUUAUUUUAAAAAGGGAUUUGAAUUCUAGUAUUGUUGUGUCAGACCGUCAACAAAUAUACAAACUUUUUAAAUUACACAUGAAACGUCCAGCCAGAAUAAAAUUGUCUCGCCUUCCGUACAAAAUGACUCACUAACGCGAAUUAUGAGUAAAUAAAAUAAAGUAGGUUAGGUUAUUGUCUCAAAUUUGAAUCCAAAGCAAUCUUGACCAGACACGAUAUGUCAAAAUUUUAUCGCUGAUAAACGAGGUUUGUUGGUCACGUGUGGGUCAAUUCGGCUUCUGUAUUGGUAGAACAAGUCCGAUAAAAUUUAAUAAACAAAAAAUAUCGCUAGACUACAGAAGAAACCAUGAAAAUGGUCGAUUCUGAUUGGUUCUAGAGAUCAAGAGUGGAAUAGUCAUAAAAAUAAAUAUCUCG
This is a messenger RNA of Phaedon cochleariae (mustard beetle), 5350 nucleotides long. NCBI's taxonomy places the organism in Eukaryota, Metazoa, Arthropoda, Insecta, Coleoptera, Chrysomelidae. The record is from the annotation of a GenBank genome assembly.